Molecule: messenger RNA, 5067 nt
Organism: Plasmodium gallinaceum
Lineage: Eukaryota; Apicomplexa; Aconoidasida; Haemosporida; Plasmodiidae
Product: conserved Plasmodium protein, unknown function
Exons: 1
Coding region: 1-5067 (1688 amino acids)
Biological process (GO): mitotic chromosome condensation
Cellular component (GO): condensin complex; condensed chromosome
Source: RefSeq, a predicted model, not a curated record
AUGAAAUCUUAUAGACUUAAAAAAACAAAUGAAAAAAAAGAGGAUGAAAAAACUAAAGAUAUUGGUGAUAAUAUAAGCAAUUUGAUAAGUUUAAAGAUUAGAAAUGAAAAUAUACAUAUAAAAAAUAUUAUAAGAACAAUACACUAUGUUUAUACAAAUAAAUACGAUAGUGAAACAGGUUUUUCCUAUAUUAAAGACAUAUUAAAAAAUAUCAUUAAAGGUAAUGUUUACGAUAUUGAAUAUAAAAAGUACAUAAAUAAAAAUUGCAUUUAUGAAUUGUGUUCUAGAAUACUUUUAAAUAUCAUAAAAACUAAUGUUAAAGAUGAUAAUUUUAAUAAAAUAGUAGAAUUUUUAUUUGAUAUAUUAUAUUAUUGUGAUAUAAUAAUGAGUGAAAAGAAAAAAGUAAAAAGUAUUAACACAGAAAUUAAUAGUAAUCAAGAAUAUGAAUUAAUCACCAAAUUAUGGAAUAGAUUAUUGGAUAAUAUAUUUAUUAAAGAUAAGAAACAAAGAAUUAAUUUAUGUAAAGUUAUAAAAACUUUAGUUAAGAAAGCCUGUGCUUUACAAAUUGAUGUUUCUAACAAAUUGUGUAAAAAACACGCUAACAUAUUUUUAUCUCUAUUAAAUGACAAAGAUCAUAAUAUUAGAGUAUUAUGUUUAAUCAUACUAGAACCAUUUCAAGAUUUCAAUACUAAAGGAAGUUACUUGAAAUGUCUGGAUGAUUCUCAUUAUAUUGUAAGAAUAAAUGCUAUAAAAAAUAUUUCAAUAAAUGUGGAAGAUAAUAAUUUUGAUCAUUUAGUAAUUUUAAAAAACUUUUUAAUUAGAAUAAAUGAUAUUAAUCAUAAUGUAAGAAUAAGUGUAUAUGAAAAAUUGAAGAAUUAUUAUUUUUACAUUCCUUCUGAUAUGAAAUUUGAGUUAUUAUUAUGUGGAUUAAAUGAUAAAGAUAAAUUAGUACGUGAAAGUUGUUAUAGUAUGAUUAUACAUUGGAUACAACUAUUUGAUGAUAAAAUAGAAAAUUUACUAUUGCAUUUAAUAAAUAGUGACAUAGAUAAUGAUAUAAUAGUGGAACAAAUAUGUAAAAUUCAUUUAAAUAAUGUAAGAAAAGGUAAUAUAAAAAGUAGUACUAUAGAGGUUGAUGAAGAUAGAAAAGUUUUUGAAAAUAAUAAUAAUUCUGAAGAAAAAAACUCUACUUACAAUAAUUAUGAUUGUUCUUAUAAUGAAUCAUGGUUUAAUUAUUGCAUAAAUAAUCUAUUUUCACUAAAUACAGCAGAAUUAUAUAUUCUACGAGUAUACGUUCAACAUUUCUCUGAUGAGCAAGAGAAAGAAAAAAUUGAUGCUCUAAAAGUAAUUAAUACCAUAUAUUAUUAUCUGUAUUUGAGUAAAUUUAAUGAAAAAUUAUAUUAUAAUAGAAAAAAUUAUAUUAACUGUAUUGAAAAUAAUGAAAGUGAUCAAGCGGAUAGUCAAAAUUUGUUUUGUUCUUGUGGAAAAAAUAAGAUAGAUAUAAAAGUAUUAGAAGAAAAUAGAAAAAAAAAGUUUAUAGAUACUUCAAUUUUUGAUGAUACAUACUGUGAUAAAUGUCUAUAUUAUACAACAGCUAAAAAGAGUGAAUCACAUAACAAUAGUAAUGAUAAAAAUGAAACAGGAGACAAUAAUGCAGAUUCUAAUAUUCAAGAAAAUGUACUAAUAAAUGAAGAUAAUAUAAAUGAAAAUUAUAAUUACAUUUGUAAUAUAAAAAAUUUAUUACUCAUAUGUAAAUAUUUAGAUAUAAUAGAAAUAUAUCAAGUAGAAAAAAUUUUAAAAUGUUGUGAAACAAUUUUAUUAACAGGACCGUUAAGAGAAGUUAUUAUAAAAUGUAUGUUAAAUAAUACAGGGGUAAAUUACUAUAAAUUGCAAAAAGGACAUAUUACAUGCGCAUAUUGGUUAAGUAAUAGUUAUAUAUAUGCAUGUUUAGAAUUAUUAAGACAAAUGAUUUAUAUAAAAAACAAAAAUAGUGAUAUAAAUGAUAUAGAAAUAAAUUUAACCAAUCAAAUAUUAAGUAUAAUAUCUGAAAUUAAGGAGCCUUUUGAUGAUACAGAAAAUGAUAAUCCAUUUUUAGACAAUAAUAUUAAUUUAAUGGAGGAUGAAAAAAAAUUAAGUAAAAAUAUAGGUAAAAAUGAAAAAAUUGAAAAAAAUCCUUUAACACUCUUAUUUAAUAAUAUAAUGAAUGUAGAAAAUGACACUAUCUUUGAUAUAAUAAGAAAAAAAAAUUUAAAUACUUUAUCUAUUGAGCAUUUAUUAAUAUUAUGUAAAAAAAUGCAACAUAAAUUAGAUGUAACUGAAGCAAAAAUCAAAGAUUUAACAGAAAUGGAGAAAGAAAAGGAAAAUGAAAAAAAUGAAAAAAAUGAAAAAAAUGAAACAUUAAAUAAUGUAAUGUUAGAAAAAGACAAAAUUAAUAAACAGAUGAAUGAAACAAAUGAUAUUAAUGCAUUCCAUGAACAAAUUAGGAUGCAUACACAAAUUUUUUUAAAACAAAUAACUAUGUUAAGCUUAUUAAGAUUAGAAUUAAAAAGAAGAUGGUUAAGGAUUUUAUUUAUAUUAGAGUGUUUUUUAUGUAAAAGCAAAUCACAUUGUUCUUUUGAUUCAGCUCUUCGUGAAUUUCCAAAUGAGUUAUUAUUACCUGCUUUAAAUUUUUGUUGUUCUAUUAUGCCAGAUUGGGAUGAUAAAGAAAUAGAAGAUCAAUUUUACGACAUUAUUGUUUCUAAAUGUUUAGGAAAUUGGUGUAUGUUUAUAAGUAAUGAUGAAGAAUUAAAAAAGCAAAUAUAUGCUUAUAAAACAGCUAUUGCAGAUACGUGUGAUGUUUUAAAUAAUUGCUUAUUGAAUAUUGAAAAAAUUCACUCUAAUAUUUAUCCGAAUAUAUAUAAUAAAGCUAAUAUUGAUAUAAUGACUCAUACAGAAAAAGUAUUUAAUAAAAAUACAACAUGUGAGGAAGAAAAUAAAAAAGUAGAUAAUGAUGAAGAUAUAAAUAAUAAUUAUAUAUUUUAUGAAUAUAAUACUCCAAAUGAACAUUUAUUAAAUUACUUCUCCUCUAAUCAAGAUGCAUGGUAUGAAUAUAAAGAAUUAUUAGAAAAGUUAGAAAUAAAUUCUUUAAGAUGUGAAAUAUAUAUAUGUGUAUUGGGAGAUUUAUUAAUGACUCAUCCAAAUUUAAAUAAUGAUGAAUUAAUUAUAGAUGCUGUAGAAAACUUAUGGAGUUAUUUAAAUGGAACUAUAAAUACAAGUAAAUAUAUUCAAUCUAUUUGCUUAAGAGUUUGUUGUAAAUUGUUGCUAACAGAAUAUUUAGGAAAUCAUAUUUAUAAAUUAUCUAAUGAUGAAUUAUUCAGUUUAAUGAAAGCGUCGUCUUCUAAACUAAGAGCACUAUUUGAAAUGUGUUUCCUAAUGUCUCCAUCUACUUAUAGCUGUAUUCAAGACUACAAAAAAAUUAGCACUUUUAAUAUUACUAAUAUUAACUCACAUGAUAAGAUAUUUUUAUUUUCUAUUUUUUCUAUGUAUCCAUCAAUGAGUGAAACUAAUUUAUUAAUUUUUCAUUAUACUUUUGAAGAAGUUAUUUUAAAAACAUGUGAAGGAGUUUUAAAAUAUAAACUAAAAACCAUCAAUUUUACAAAUAUACUCACAUUUAUGAUUUUCACUUUAUUACAUAAAGCCAAUAUCAACUUUUUAGUAGCAAAUUUUGCAAAAUAUAUAAAGUGGAUUCUUCUUAUUAUCAUAGAAAAAGGAAUAGCGUUAACUAAUAGAUCUAACAUAAUAGAAUUGAUAUAUAAAGUGAUUCAAAUAUACCUCUUUCAUGAUCUUAGUGAUAUUAAUAGUUUAGAAAAGAAGAGGAAUUAUGAGACAAGAGAAGUUAAAAAGAGAGGAAGAAAAAGAAAAGUUAAUCCAUUAGAAGAAAAAGUUGAAAAAAAAGAAAUAGAAAAGGAUAUUGAAAAGGAAUUUGAAAAGGAAAUGGAAAAAGAGAUGGAAAAAGAAAUAGAUAAAGAAAAAGGUGAAAAGGAAAAUGAAAAUGAUCUAGAAAAAGAGAAAAAAAAUUAUACUAUAUGUUUUAAAAGUGUUCAAACCAAUGUAAACACUACUAUUAAAGAUUUAAAAAUUCUUUUUGUGUUAGUUAAUUUUUGUAUGCAUUCUUCUGAUAUCAUUAGAGCAAAAAAUGAACUGAAGUAUUGUGAAAUUAUGAAGGAACAAAUAGAAAAAAAAAUAGAGGAAAUAAAAAAUUAUUUUGUUAAGAAAAAUUUUAUUGUAACUGAAAAUAAUGAUGAAAAAAGGGAAAAUGAAGAAAAUAAGAAUAAUGAUAAUUUAUUAGAUUUAAAACAAAUUGAUUCAUUAACAGAAGAUUCAAUUUAUCAAGAAAUUAUUGAAGAUUAUGCAAAUUAUAUAGGAAAAUUAAGUUCAAGAGAUUUUUCAUAUCCAAUAAUACCAAGAGAUUUAGAUAAUGCUAAUGAAGGUGAAAUGUCAAAACAAGAAAUAUUGGAUCAGAUUAAUAAUUCAUGCACAUAUGAUGAACCCGAAAAUGAUAAUUCUCAGAAGAUUAUUAGAAAGAGAGGAAGAAAAAAAAAGAACGUUAAUAUAGAAAAUGAAUCGUUUAAUGAUUUUAAUGAGAAAGAUAAAGAAUUACAAAUAAUGAAUGAAAAAAAAAUUAAUAAAUAUAGUGAAAAUAAUAUGACCAUUAAUGAAAAUAACUCACUUAAAAGUAAUAUGGAAAAUAUAAUACAAAAUAAAAAAAAACAAUUAACAUAUGAAAAUGAAAAUAAAGAAAAUAAAAAAGAUACAGAAAAAAAAAGUGACAAUUUUCAUAACACAAUUAAUACCAAAAGCAAUAUUAAAAAUAAGUUUACUGAACUAAAUUUAAGUUCAAGUGAAGAAACACAAAAUAGAGAUUGUAAUUCUAGCUUAAAUGAUUAUGAAAGUAUGAAAAAUUAUACUGAUUUAAAUGAUGAAAGUAGCAGUUAUAGUAGUUUUAAUAGCAAUGAUUCGACUGCAAUUGCAUUUAAAAGAUUAAAUAAGUUAAAAAGAACUAGCUAUUCAAGUGUUGUUUCUAAAUUUUAA